AUGCGCUUUUGUCGGUCGGUGGACGUUAUGAAACCAUGGAAUGGAAGGAUCUUAUUCAAUGCCUCAAGGAUUCAGAAUGCGAACUUGAUCGCCUCGAGGAGGCCAUACAGCAUUUCGACACUUGGAUCGACAUGUCGGAAAUUCGCUGUGUUGGACAGGGACCCUGUUGGAGGUCGCCAGAGUCAUGUCACAACACAUGUGUUUUACUGUCCGUCUAACAUCUCAAUUGCUACGAAUGGAGAAGACACGAGCAUUUUCCAUAUCAUAAGCAGAUCAUAUAGUACGGGGUCAGCUGCAUACUCAGUUGUUGAACACGGAAAUGGACCCCCGUCUGAGUCUUUCGAGACUCAUAGAGUCACGCAAACCACAUCUUAUAGAAGUCAAACGCAACAAAAUGUCACGACAGGGACCGUGGCGCGACAGCGAGUCGCUAGAAACCCGAUUCCACCCAAACCUCCUGCAACAAAAUACUGGAGCCAUCAUUUACAUAAAGCUCCCGACGGAAAUCCAAUCAUAAUACAUUACUGCAGAAGUCUCCGAACAAUGGAAGACGUGGCUCAGUACUUUCUGGACGACGAAGUAAUAGGUUUCGACAUGGAAUGGAAAGCCUCAGCCACAUAUGCCGACGGCAUCAGAGACAAUGUCUCCAUGAUCCAACUUGCAAGCGAAAAGAGGGUCGCGCUGUUCCAUGUUGCCUCCUUCAUAGGAACAGACCCCAAACACUUCGUUGCCCCUUCACUGCGCAAAAUACUGGAAUCGCCCGAUAUCACGAAAGUCGGAGUUUCAAUCAAAGCAGAUUGUACACGCCUACGCAAAUUUCUCGGAGUCAAUACCCGAGGUAUCUUCGAGCUCAGUCAUUUGCACAGACUAAUCAAAUACUCCCAAUCGCAGCCGAAACUCGUCAACAAGCGCCUGGUCAACCUCAACGACCAGGUAGAGGAGCAUUUUGGACUGCCUUUGUUGAAAGAAACCGAAGUGCGAUGUAGUGACUGGACCCGUCCGCUGAACUAUGAUCAGGUUCAGUAUGCCGCGAAUGAUCCGUAUGCGUGCAUCUGUCUGUUUAAAACUAUGGAUGGCAAACGGCAAGCGAUGAUUCCUAUGCCCCCUCGACCGGCGCAUGCGGAAUUGGACUUGCCAAUUCGCCUUGUGGAGGAAGCACAAAAGGCGACUGUGGCGGAGGAGAAUGCAGCCGCAGAGCUCGGUGGAACUGCGAAUUCCAACGUUGAUGGAAAAGCCAUAUAG
Messenger RNA from Aspergillus chevalieri, 1242 nucleotides. RefSeq names its product 3'-5' exonuclease. Gene Ontology annotation, molecular function: 3'-5' exonuclease activity; nucleic acid binding. The coding region runs from base 1 to 1242 and encodes 413 amino acids. The record is from RefSeq and is a predicted model, not a curated record. Lineage: Eukaryota; Fungi; Ascomycota; Eurotiomycetes; Eurotiales; Aspergillaceae. Gene Ontology annotation, biological process: nucleobase-containing compound metabolic process. The transcript has a single exon. Gene Ontology annotation, cellular component: cytoplasm; nucleus.